Molecule: messenger RNA, 1036 nt
Organism: Aureobasidium pullulans EXF-150
Lineage: Eukaryota; Fungi; Ascomycota; Dothideomycetes; Dothideales; Saccotheciaceae
Product: DnaJ-domain-containing protein
Exons: 4
Coding region: 193-936 (247 amino acids)
Source: RefSeq, a predicted model, not a curated record
GGUUUGAGCAGCUGUCGCGUGGGUUACCGGACCAAGAUCGAUCCCUGAUUCGUGCGCAACCACCAACGCGUUGUGACGUAGCCAGCCAAAGCAUCCACACCCUUGGAUCUGUGAGAACCUGGAGAAAGCACUUUGACAGGACACAUCGAUCAUUCGUCCUAAACUCACACGUUAUAGCACCUAAUCGCAACCAUGUCCGCACCGCCAGUAGAUUACUAUGCCGCCCUCGAGGUUGACCCCAAGGCAACACAGGAGCAAAUCCGCACCGCCUACAAGAAACAAGCACUGAAGCACCACCCCGAUCGUGUCCCUGCCGACUCUCCCGAGCGCACAACCCGCACCAGAAAGUUCCAACAGAUCAACGACGCCUACUACACCCUCUCAGACCCAACAAGACGAAGAGACUACGAUGCCACAAGACGCUACCACGGAUUCGGUUCCGGAUUUGGCUCGGGCUUCGGUGGCGGCUCAAGCUCCAACACAGCUCCUCCAGGCGGAUACGGAGAUCCAGAGGAGGAGAUCCCUAGACCAGAGCCUGGUAGCCAGCAAGGAGCUGGUUUCAGCUUCCCAUGGAGCGCCUUUGGUUUCGGUGGCCAGGCAAAGACGGAAGAAGAUGCGAACAAGUUUAGCAGCGAACAGUUCGGCAACGUCUUUGAGGAGAUGCUCAGGGAGCAAGGUAUGGCUGAGGGCGAAAACAACUCACCCACUGGCAGAUUCUGGUCCAUGAUCGGUGCAGUCAGCGGAGGCGCAAUGGGUUUCAUCAUCGCCAACGCUCCAGGUGCCAUUGCAGGCGCAGUAGCCGGCAAUAGACUCGGUGCUGUCAGAGACAACAGAGGCAAGAGUGUAUACUCUGUCUACCAAGAACUGGACCAGCCAGCAAAGAUGCGCCUGCUUAGCGAGCUGGCAACCAAGGUUUUCGCUCACGCCAUUAGCUGAGCGGCUGUAAUAUCAUGAAGUUUAUGACUGGUUAAUUGGCUUGGUCUCACGUGGUUUUUGGAGAGGACGGUCACGACGCAUGCAAUACCCCUAUCAAUGA